AUGGCACCCAAACAGGCCAAACAGCACAAGGCCCGCGAGAGGGCCUUGACCCUGCAGGAACGCGAGAUGCAUCGUUUCUACCAACCCUGGCUCGACGCACAAGGCACUUCAGCAAAUGUUGCAGAGCACGUUCAGGACCUCGCCGCCGUCGACGACUUUGCCAUCAACACCCUCUCCGAACAAGGCUUCCGCCCUCUGGCCUCGCGCGACACCACCUUGACUGCUUUUGCUCAACUCGCCGCCCUCCGCCUCAAUGUCCGCCGUGCCAUGGUCAGUCUCAUUGACUCCAAACACCAGUACGUCUUGGCCGAGGCCACACGCACUCUUUCCUUGGUCGACGACACGAGACAUGCAGAAGGCGACGCCCUGUGGCUUGGAACCACCUCGCUAGCUAGAGAAGAUGCUGUAUGCCAAUGUGCUUUUACGAGACAAUACACCGUCGAGGACGAGAAUGGUCAUGCCGUCACCUCAAUCGCCGCCGUAAUGCCCGAUUGCCGCUUGGAUGACGAUUUCAAAGACAAGCCCUACGUCUUGUCAGAGCCCGGCGUGCGCUUCUACGCUGGUGUGCCCAUCAGAUCGAGAUCUGGACACAACAUUGGCGUCUAUGCCGUCAGCCACGAUGAGCCGAGAGAGCCCCUGACCUACGACGAACUCCGUUUCAUGCAAGACAUUGCUGUCACCGUCAUGAACCAUCUGGAGUGGGCCAGGGACCGUGUAGAUCGCUACAAGGGAGAACGUAUAGUUCGUGGAAUGGCCGACUUCAUCGAAGGUGCUCCCUCCGUGCGCGCCAUGAGCAAAGAGAUGGACAAUACAGAUCAACCUGCUACGACUGCCAAUGGAUCGGCCCCAGCAUCUCAACCCCGUGAAGCCAAAGCCGACAACCUAUCCAAAUUACUCGAUCGUGCUUCUCGGAUAUUGCGAGAGUCAACGCUUGCCGAAGGUGUUGUGUUUUUUGGGCCUUCGUCCGGAUCCGGCCAUGCAAAAGCUAGUCUGAGAUCUGUAAUGGCAGCCCGAGACAAGCUGUCUGGUACGGAUGAUGAGUCUGCGAGACAUCUUUCAGUCGAUUCUGUUGAUGUGGAAAACUCGACUGAUUCUGACGCCAACCAUAUCCACGCUUCGAAGAUUCUUGGUCUCUCCCUGGCCAACAAGAAGGAUAGCUCUCUCUUCCACGACACAACGCUGGAUGUUUUGACUCUGGAGAAUUAUUUCAAGCUUUAUCCCAAUGGAAAAAGCCUUCAUUUCUCCGAAGCUGGCUCGGGUCUGUCUUCUGAGGAUGACAGCGCUAGUGAAAGCCAGAAGUCCGCUGGUGAGGAACCAAAGGCCGCUCCCGAGACUGCCUCUCAGAAAGUUAUUGGAAAGAAGAAAAAGAUGCGAAUGAGUCACCAGAUACUUCUCAAGAAUCUGCCAGGUGUCAAGAACGUCAUCUUUCUUCCUCUCUGGGAUUAUAUCGAAGAGAAGAUGGUCGCAGGCUGUUUCCUAUGGACCAGCAGUACUGGCAGGAUGAUGAACCUGGACGACGACCUAUCAUAUCUGAGAGCUUUCGGCAACACCAUCAUGAGUGAAGUAUCACGUAUGAAUGCUUUGAAGGAUGAUCGCGCAAAGACGACUUUCAUCGCUUCCAUGAGCCACGAGUUACGCUCGCCUUUGCAUGGCAUUCUUGGAUCUGUCGAGUUCUUGCAGGAAACAGCUACAGAUGCAUACCAAGCUGGUCUGGUAAACUCAAUCUCGACAUGCGGCAAAACUCUGCUGGAUACCCUCGAUCACGUACUCGAUUACGCCAAAAUCAACAAGCUUGGCCGCGCUCGUAUGAAGAAGAAUGCCAAGUCGAAUCGACUAGCUUCCGCCACUGAUUCACCCUCGGAGAGUCUCAGCAUUUCUGCCGAGAUCGACCUUGGACUAGUUGUAGAAGAGGUUGUCGAGGCCGUGUGUGCUGGCCAUGCGUUCAAAAAGAUGCACACGGGAGAUCUCAAGUCGCGUGAAGGCCCUGUCAUCACCAUGUCUCGCCACUCGUCAUCCAGCAAAGUCUCCACUGCUGAUGGUGGGAAUAUUCACGAGGGUGAAGUUGCCGUUCUGCUUGAUGUCAGUCCCAGGGCUUGUUGGCUUGUACGUACCCAGCCCGGGGCUUUGAGAAGAAUCAUUAUGAACCUGUUAGGAAAUGCCUUGAAAUAUACUCCCCGCGGCUGGGUGGCGGUGUCUCUCAGAGCUCAAGAGAGUACACAAUCCCACAAAAUGGACGUGGUGUUCAGAGUUGUCGAUUCUGGCAAAGGAAUGUCUGAAGACUUCCAGAAGAACCGUCUGUUCACACCAUUUUCGCAAGAGGACGAAUUCAUGCCGGGAACCGGUCUAGGUCUUAGCAUCGUGAGACAAAUUAUCGACUCACUAGGUGGUACCAUCGACGUCAAAAGUGUGCAAAAUGUUGGCACGGAGAUUGAGGUUCGGUUAAGUCUAGCACUGGCACAGCACAGCGACACGCCAGACGAAGAGUUGACCGCAGUCAUUGCUAAGACCAGGGGCCUAAGACUUGCUCUCUUGGAUCCUAACGGCGAGAAAGAGAGGGAUCGCAACGAUAACAUCAGUCGACUUGAUACCACGCUGUCUGAAGUCUGCUGGGGCUGGUUCGAAAUGGAGGUGACAAAAGCAGACAGCCUAAAGGACGUCGAUGCAGACAUGUAUAUGUACACUGAGCCGCCUUCAGUCGAAUAUCUACUGGAACAUCACAGCGUCAACAAAACCAGUAACGAGGGGGGCAGAGGAAAGGAGGUUCCACUUAUCAUAGUUUGCCUCAACGCGUCGGAGGCCGUGGAAAUCACCUCUAAUCAUAUCAAGGCACUAUCAGAUCUGGGCCGAAUAGUUGAGGUCGUUUCGCAACCGUGUGGACCUCGCAAGCUGGCCAAGAUAUUAGCACAGUGCACUAGACGCAUGGAAGAAACCUUCCACAGGCCUAUGAAACCCGACAGACAACCGCAACCACAGGGCUUUCCACAUCGUUCACGUCUAGAGGACAUGGGCGCCGCUACAAUGCUUGGACUACCGAGCAUGACUUUGCCACGCCUCAACACUUCGGAAGAGAGAUCCGAGUCUAUCCGAGCUCGAGAGUUCAUCCGCAACACACCCACAGAGCUCCCUCCUAGCACAGCUGUGGCAUUCCCAAAUAUCGAUCGUGACGAAGGCAAUGCCAGAGAACCUCAAGGUCAAGCGCAAGCAGCCUCAGUACCUCACGUCCUGCUCGUAGAUGACAAUUCAAUCAAUCUGCAGCUCCUGGUCAUGUUCAUGAAAAAGCACAAAAUGCCCUACCAGGAAGCCACCAAUGGGCAAGAAGCUCUGGACAAAUACAUCGAAUUUGGCAGCGGCGACCCAAACAAGCCCCACCUCGACUUCAUACUCAUGGACAUUUCGAUGCCCGUGAUGAACGGUCUAGAAGCUACCCGUCGCAUCCGCGAGUUCGAAAUCGAGCAGGGCAUUGAGAAGAAAGCUACAAUCAUUGCUCUGACGGGCUUGGCGAGCGCCGAGGCACAAGCUGAUGCAGAGUCGUCGGGUGUGGACAUCUAUAUGGCCAAGCCUGUCAAGUUCCAGGCUCUGAGGCCGCUGCUGAUUACCAAGAAGCCAGAGAAAAAGGCCGAGUAG
This is a messenger RNA of Aureobasidium namibiae CBS 147.97, 3624 nucleotides long. RefSeq lists its product as uncharacterized. The record is from RefSeq and is a predicted model, not a curated record. The transcript has 6 exons. NCBI's taxonomy places the organism in Eukaryota, Fungi, Ascomycota, Dothideomycetes, Dothideales, Saccotheciaceae. The coding region runs from base 1 to 3624 and encodes 1207 amino acids. Gene Ontology annotation, molecular function: protein binding; phosphorelay sensor kinase activity. Gene Ontology annotation, biological process: phosphorylation; phosphorelay signal transduction system.